This is a messenger RNA of Triplophysa dalaica, 2365 nucleotides long. Its product is annotated as somatomedin-B and thrombospondin type-1 domain-containing protein. The transcript is spliced from 5 exons. Lineage: Eukaryota; Metazoa; Chordata; Actinopteri; Cypriniformes; Nemacheilidae. Bases 108 to 881 code for a protein of 257 amino acids. The record is from RefSeq and is a predicted model, not a curated record.
CAUAUAGAGAGUCAGAAUCACUCAAACCUUCAGCUGAACUUCAUCACUGUUCGUGCCCGGGCUCUGAGAGUUUAUAGGAGGUAUCAGAGGAGUUUUGUACAGGAUUCAUGAUGCUGACAGGAGCUCGUGGACGUGUGUUUGCUGUGUUUGUGAUUUUAAUGUGCGUGUCCGGUGUGUGUGAGUCGGGAUGUGCUGACAGACCGUCACCGAAAUGUUGCCCGGGACGCAAUAACGAGUGUGUGGAGUUCACCGGGAGAAAGACCGUGUGUUACUGCGACACGUACUGUCAGAGGACCGGAGACUGCUGCGAGGACUACCAGACAACCUGUCGAAUAUCAGCAGCUCUAGACUGUGAGGUGAGACAGUGGGGUCCCUGGUCUCCAUGUUCAUCUGUCUGUGGAGAGGGAACAACCGAACGGAGUCGACAGGUAGCCACGCCCCCACGUAAUGGAGGCAAACCGUGUCCUGAUCUCAAACAGCGCAGAGGCUGUCUCGCACACUCUCAGACCUGCAGUGCAGCUAAAGAGGUGGCCAAAAUCCUGCCUGACUCAUUCAAGCGGAACUUUAAGGACCCGUGGAGACGACCACACAUGCUCAUGAAGGAGGAGAAGAAAAGUUAUUGCGUUAAAAUGCGUGUGAAGCAGGCGAGUUCAGCAUGUAAGGUGAAGGCGUGGAGUGCCAAGCUAGUGCGGGACCGCUCCUUAUGUGUCGAGUGUCAGAGCGACGCCAUGGCGACCGACAACCGCUGCGGUGGAGACGGCCUGCAGAACGUCAGAACUUUCUGGACGGCUGCAUCGGCACCUGGUUGCUCGGGGUCGUGGGUUCGAGAAUCCUCCACUGAGAACUGCCACUGUCCACCGUAUUCCUUACUUUUUGUCUGAACCUUCAAAGCUUUUUUACGAGGGACGUGAUUGAUCCAAAGAGUCUUGGAGCACCUCCUACUUUCUGAAGCCAAAUUCUGUGCGUAAACUAAUCCGUGAAAACUCUACAGCGCAUCUGUCAACCGCGUGUCCUCCGCCCCCACCGAACCAAAACACAAUCACGCUUUUCUGAACUCUACCUCCAAGAUGCACCUGCACGUGUUUUUGAUGAUGCCUUGUAUCUUCUCAUUUCAUAUGUACUUUUAUAUGUUUGAAUGUAAAUUCUGUGUGACAGUUUGUGUGUGUAUGUGUGUGCGCAUAUACGUAUUGCGGUAUGGUUGCGUGUGUUUUCAUUUAUUAAUGCACAAGUAGUCGAACGGAAGGCUAUUGUAUAUGAAUGUUUCUAUUAGUAUUAGUAUUGCAUUCUCUGGAGAUCUUUCUAUUCUGCUGUGUAAUUUUCUUUCAAAUUCAUGAAUUCUAAAGAGUGUCGUAAUCCGUGCCGACACAAUUCUUAUAUUUUAAUGGAAUAUGCAAACCGAGUGCAACCGAAUCCACUUGGGGACUGGGCUACAGUCCAUAUGUUCACGACCGGCCUUACUUAACUAUUAUCAGUCAAAUUUCCAAAUGACAGUAUGAUGGUGUGUUUCUCGUUGCUGCUCGCCUCCGUAGAAAUUACCUUUGGCGAGCAGCUCGCAUUCUUAGCGAUCUCUUGAAAUGGCCAAAGAAAGAGGAGGGGGUAAACUGAACCACACAAUGGGACCAGGUGUGUAAAGCUAAAUGUCCCCUGUGAAUCCCACCUGGUUCUCAGAACUUUUAUCGUAUUUAUUAUCACAGCAUCUCAAUACAAACAGGAGCGAUUCACACGUAUGUAUACACAUACUGUAUUAGAACUAGGGCUGUCACAAAUAUUAAAUAAUCGUUUUUUUAAUUAUUAAACAAUUAUUGGAUAUAAUUGCAAUUAUUUUAAAUCCUAGUAAUCAAGGGUGAUAUCCACCGUCCUUGAUCUGCACCCACAGUUACGUUCGAAUGACUUCUUCAUCACAUCAUAUUUUUCGUGUUUAUGAGGUUUUUUUAAAUGGUUUCAGAUUUGCUGAAUCUACACAAGAUGACAUCAUGUUCAUUCCUCAUAUCUCUGUUUUUUUCUGUUAAGGUCACUCUGUAGUAAAUGUUACUAGUUAUUUACAGAGUUUUCACAUUUCUGAAUGCAUCAAUUUUUUUCAUUGAAUAAAUUAAUUGUAACUAAUCAUUAUAGCCUACAGAUAAAUGAAUCGGCAUAAUCGCAAUUAUGUAAUACUAAAUUAUUCAUCAGCCAAAUUUGAUAACCGUGACCGCCCUAAUAAGAACUGUGCCCGAUCCAUCCUUUAUGGGUUUCAAUUUCGUUGUUAUUAUUUGACUUUCAAAUAUUUUAACAGAUUAAGUUUUAUAGAUGCUAUAUUCUACGAUUUGUUAUUUGUGAUGCCAUUAUUUUAUCCAUUCAUUAAACACUCCUGUCUCUCUUUUCCUUA